Molecule: messenger RNA, 842 nt
Organism: Uloborus diversus
Lineage: Eukaryota; Metazoa; Arthropoda; Arachnida; Araneae; Uloboridae
Product: disks large 1 tumor suppressor protein-like
Exons: 5
Coding region: 429-827 (132 amino acids)
Molecular function (GO): protein binding
Source: RefSeq, a predicted model, not a curated record
GUGGAGGAUGUUGAUCCGCAUCCGGAUCCGGAAGCAAACUUGUAUGAUCUCUCCUCUCUCGUUGUGAUAAAGCAUCCUCCUCACUGCUAUGCAGAGACAAUGCUAAUUCAAGCACUUCAAUUUACCGGGUGCUCGAUGGAUCGGCACUUUAGAAACUGAAAAUGAACAAAACAAUGUUCGGAUUUCGAUUUAAAAUUUAAACGUGGCCCGUUGCUUUGCUUCUCAAUUAAGCCUAUAUUUUUUAUCUUUUUAUGCGGUAUAAUCAUCGCGAUGCAUCGUUAUUUUCUGUUCCCGAUGGGAUUUGGUUUCACACUUUUGAGCAAAUGAUUUCAGCAAAACAUUUUCUGGAUCAUGUCGUGAUUCCCUUGUCGGAAUCAACGAAGAACAGCAGAGCUUCAGCCUCGACCACCGCGAGGGGAUGAUCUUGAAUGCCGAUCAUGGACUGUCGAUCGAUUCCUCGACUCAAUGAUCAAGAGGCGCAUCGAGCCCUGGAGCUGCUGGAGGAAUAUCAUAGCAAGCUGACUCGCCCACAGGACAAGCAGCUGAAGAAUGCCAUUGAGAGAGUCAUACGCAUCUUCAAGUGCCGACUCUUCCAGGCCCUGCUUGACAUCCAGGAGUUCUACGAGGUGACUCUGCUGGACGACUCGAAGAGUGUGCAGCAGAAGACAGCAGAGACCCUGCAGAUCGCCUGCAAGUGGGAGAACUCCUCUUUGCCCCUCUCUUCGCUCACGGCAGGGACGUUGCUAGACUUGGAGCUAGCUCUGCCAUGCAUAGAACCCAGAAUAGUUUGCUUUGCUUCCUGUCCAGAAGAGGUGACGGCUCAAUAAAAUUUGUUUGUGUCA